UGUGUGUGGGGGGGGGGGAGAGUUGGGAUCAGAUUUGAUAGGAGAAGUAAAACAUUCAGCAGGAAGGAGAAGUGGCAAGAAGUUGGAAGAGGAAAAGGAGCUUGGAGAGAAAGCGAGCAGGUUUUUAUUAUUAUUUUAAAAAAUAACAAGCCAAGAACAGAGAUGACAAAAUGGCAUAGAGUGAGAAGUACAGAUCAGGUGGACAUUCAGAGUUCUGGUGGUGUUAAAAGUGACAAGUGGUAAAAAAUUUGAGCAGGGGAGGACUGAAGGACUCUCUGGAACUUCUGCCAAGAAAAAUCAGCACCAGGAUAAAUCAUUACUAGGAUAGAAGGCAUAGAUUUGGCAAGCUUAGAUAGAACAAAGAUGGAAGAUUCAUUUAUUUCCAGCUGAUGGCUUGAAAGGAUGUUGGGAAAAUAUACUUAGAAUAACAGCCCCAUAGGUUUUUGAAUUGAAUAUGAAUCCUGAAACGAUUCCCUAAUCUCCGUGUUUCUAGGUGCUUAGAGAAAAGCGUUAGCUAAUAAUUUAUUGUAGGAAAGAUACACAUCUCACAAGUACUUUUGAAGCAAUCCAAAAGCAGCUGGAGCCAAAUACACGUUCAUAAUGAAUCCAGGAGAAGCUGCCAAGAUUACAAGGGAACAAAAUGAUUCCAUCUAUAAUAUGAGCCAUGCCAAACAAAUACCAGAGUUGCCACCUUUGCCAGGUUUGGCUGCAGAAGACCCCUCUGAACUGUAUCAGAUGAUCCAAAAUAGCAGCUUUUACCCUUCUCUGAUGCAAAGAGCAUCCUGGACUUUGGCAGCUCCCUUUAAAGAGCAGCGUCAUUUCCGGAGCCCCAGCAACUCCAUUGCCAAUAAUUACACCCUCACUGCACAGAACUUGAAGAUGAAAGAUCUGCGUAAGAUAGUUUCACCUUUAAAGGCAAGAAAGCCAGCUGGGACCACAAGACAUUCUCCACCUCCAAAAGAAUUUGCUCCCUCUGAGAAGAAGAAAAAACUUUCAUCAGGAAAUGUUGCUGAUGACUAUGACAGGGUGAUGGCAAUAGAGGAAGCACACAGUUUUGAUUUGCUACUGACACCAGAUAAGCAGAAAUCUAAAACAGGAGUUAUCUGUUAUUCUGACAACCAGCCUCUAACUCCAGAAGAGCAGCUUGUUGUGAUGCUCAGGCAUGAGGAGGAAAUAAGUAAAGGAAAAACUCUACCCACAGAGAGUGAUCUGCAGCGAUACUGUUACUACAUCCAUAAAGGCAUCCGGAAAGAUAUGCUGGCACCGCAGAACAAAGAAGUGAUGGAUAGCAUUUUAAAGCAUAUCCCAAGUCAUUUUCUCGCCAACCCAAUGCUGGAGACGUUACUGAAAGAAUUAACCGAAGAGAUUCAGAAUGAUUAUCAUAUUUGGCUCAUGAAAGACAUUGUUGAUUACAUCUUGAUGGAUCCAGAGGAGAGGAAGAGACUCUUUAUAUACAACAUUCCAUUGCCUUUUCCUCGAAGAGUGAUUCGUGCACCAGUUCCAUGGCACACAAUCUACCAAGAAGUGAGAAGCUGGAACGAAGGUCACCUCUUCACAGUGAAUCCUAUGAUGCUUACUUUGCAACGCCUCUGGUUCUCAGAGUUUUGUAACCUGAGGUUUGUUCGUACCCAGGAAAUCCUCGAGGGUGAUUUGCCACUCCUGCCCAGCGAGUUUGAAGACUUGGUCCGAAAACAUUGUCAAGAAGCUCAUGAUAUUCUUGAGAACAGGUGGAUUCCAACAUGUGCAGAACUGUUCAUUGAACAGAAGCAAAACUGGCUGCAUCUUGCUCCCCAGAAUGACUUUGACUCGUCUCAACUGAUAGAAGAAUAUUUUGCUUCAGUAGCUGUCCUCAUGUCUUUACAGCUACGGGAGAUGGUCAUUAAUUCAUUAGCGGAUCUCCUUUCCUUCUUUAGGAUACAUAAGGAUGGAAAUGACUUUGGAGAAACUUAUCAUGAAAUGCAAUUCUUCAUACCACAAAUGUUGGUCAUCAAACUGGAAGUGCAGGAGCCCGAUAUUAUAUUUGAGCCAGAUGUGGAAGCUUGUUGGGAUUUACUGUAUCACUGCUUCAUGGAGGUUCUGAAAAAUUCUGAGGGUCUUCCAAAGGUACAAGUUAAACUGUUCCCAGAAUUAAAAGGGGAUGACCUAAUUCUUCGUACUGUCCAAGCAGAUGAAUCAUUGGUUUCAGAAUAUGUGAACAAAACUGCUGAGAUAUUUAAUCACAAUCUUGUUGGUCCGCGAAAAUACUUAAGCGUGUACGAGAAGUACAGCGAUCUCUUGAAUAACAAUGCAGAAAAUGACGUGACUGAGUUUUUAAGCAAAAGACAUGAUCUGGAUGAUUUUGUGGAGAAGAUUGAUGGUUUGACGAAACUGAAAAAAGAAAUUGCGUCUCUGCACGUCACAGUCCCUCUGGCCUUGUUCUGCCUUGACGCAUUAAAGCUGAAUGAGGAUCUUUGCUGUCGGACUCAGAAGCUGAAAGACAGGCUGAUUGAGUUCCAAGUGGAAGAAAACAGGGAGGUAAACCAGAGCAUUUGCAACCAGUACAGCAUAAUUGCAGACAAAGUCAGUGAUGUGCCUAUGACCACUGAGGAGCUGGUUGAUACCACGGCCUAUUUGAAAAAAUCCAGUGACGUCACUGUCUUUAAGUUGCGUCGUGAAAUCAGGGAAGCUAUCUACAGACUGGAAUUCCUGAUGGACUACGCUGAUCUUCCUUGUGAUGAUAUAAAACUGAACAGUACUGUUUUGCAUUGGCCGGAUGAGAUUGAGGUCAUCUUUGAAACCGCAAGGAAUCAGCUGAUGAACAGACGGGAUCAUGUGGAGCUCUGUCUCAUCAAAAGGUGCUCUGAAUUUGAGGCUAUCCUAGAAAAUUAUAACAAAGAAGUCGAAAGCUUCCGAAAGAAAGAUGUCAUGACCAUGGAAGAAAUGAAGAACAACGUUGAAAAGUUUAAUGAGUUGUCUAAGAAUUUGGACGCUGCUCUUUCAGAAUAUGAAGCGAUUAAUAAGGAAGAGGAGCUACUGGAACGAGAGAAAAGCCAGUUUCCACUGCUGCAGACUAUCAUCACAAACAAAAUACCUUUUGAACAGCUUUGGGUGACUGCUUACAACUUCCAUACGAAGUCUGAGGAAUGGAUGAAUGGACCUCUCUUGCAGCUGAAUGCUGAGGAAAUCAGUGAAGAUGUUGCCACCAUGUGGCGGACAAUGUACAAACUGACAAAGACCUUAGUAGAUCAACCUGGACCAAAGCGUUUAGCGGAGAAUGUGAAAUUUAAGAUCGACAAGUUCAAGCAACAUCUUCCUGUCCUCUCUAUUGCCUGCAAUCGAGGGAUGAAGGAUAGGCAUUGGGAACAGAUAAGUGAAAUAGUUGGAUAUGAGAUAAGACCUGAUGAAACUACAUCACUCAUGAACAUGUUGGAAUAUGGUCUAUCAAAAUACAUUGAUAAACUAGAGCCUAUUGGAGCAGCAGCUAGCAAGGAGUACUCCCUAGAGAAAAACAUGGAGAAAAUGAAAUCGGAAUGGGCAAAUAUCUGUUUCACGUUUGUAAAAUACAGGGACACAGACACCAGCAUUCUGUCUGCAAUCGAUGACAUCCAGCUCCUGCUGGAUGAUCACAUUGUCAAGACCCAGACAAUGUGUGGUUCUCCGUUCAUCAAACCGAUAGAGGGUGAAUGCCGGAGGUGGGAGGAGAAGCUUGUUCUGAUGCAGGAAAUAUUAGACAAUUGGUUAAAAUGCCAGGCAACGUGGCUUUAUCUGGAACCCAUAUUCAGCUCUGAGGACAUUAUUGCUCAAAUGCCAGAGGAGGGGAGGAAGUUUGGAAUAGUGGACAUGUACUGGAAGGACAUCAUGGUGCAAGCAGUGAAAGACACCAGAGUCCUGAUUGCCACUGAGCAACCAAAGAUGUUGGACAGACUUCAAGAAGCAAAUAUGCUUUUGGAAGACAUCCAGAAGGGUCUGAAUACUUACUUGGAAAAGAAAAGGUUAUUUUUCCCAAGAUUCUUCUUCCUUUCUAAUGACGAGUUGCUGGAGAUUUUGUCCGAAACCAAAGAUCCUCUCCGAGUGCAGCCACACUUGAAAAAGUGCUUUGAGGGAAUCGCAAAACUAGACUUUACGGAGAACAUGGAGAUUAUAGGCAUGAUCAGCUCAGAGAAGGAAAUUGUACCUUUUAUCAAGACAAUCUACCCAGCACAAGCCAAAGGCAUGGUUGAGAAGUGGCUGUCACAAGUAGAAAACAUGAUGCUGUCCAGUAUCAGAAAAGUCAUAGAAAGGGGCAUCGGAGGAUAUGAUCAGGUUCCCCGGAAUAAGUGGGUGCUGCAGUGGCCAGGACAAGUAGUUAUCUGUGUAUCAUCCAUCUUCUGGACAAAAGAAGUAUCAGAAGCCAUACAAGGAAAAACUCUACCUGCAUUUUUGGAGAAAAGCAACAAACAGAUUGGAGAAAUUGUUGAACUGGUCAGAGGGAAGCUGUCAGGCGGGGCCCGGCUCACCCUGGGAGCCCUCACGGUCAUUGAUGUGCAUGCACGGGAUGUUGUUGCAAAACUGUCUGAAGACAAAAUUUCAGAUCUGAAUGAUUUCCAGUGGAUUUCUCAGCUGAGAUAUUACUGGGAAGAGGGAGAAGUGAUGGUCCGAAUGAUUACAACUGAAGCCAGAUAUGGCUAUGAGUACCUGGGCAACUCCCUUCGUUUGGUGAUAACGCCGUUGACUGACCGAUGCUAUAGAACAUUAAUGGGAGCUUUGAAACUAAACCUGGGAGGUGCUCCAGAAGGACCUGCGGGAACUGGCAAAACUGAAACCACCAAAGAUUUAGCAAAAGCACUGGCUAAGCAGUGUGUUGUCUUCAAUUGCUCUGACGGUCUCGAUUACAAAGCCAUGGGGAAAUUCUUUAAAGGACUGGCACAGGCUGGAGCUUGGGCCUGCUUUGAUGAGUUCAACAGAAUUGAGGUUGAAGUUCUCUCUGUAGUGGCACAGCAGAUCCUCAGUAUUCAGCAGGCUAUUAUUCGAAAGCUGAGAACAUUUAUCUUUGAAGGCACGGAGAUUUCACUUAAUCCAACCUGUGCAGUAUUCAUCACUAUGAAUCCUGGAUAUGCUGGACGGGCAGAACUUCCUGAUAACUUGAAGGCUUUAUUCCGUACUGUAGCCAUGAUGGUUCCAGAUUAUGCUUUGAUUGGUGAAAUUUCACUUUAUUCAAUGGGAUUCCUUGACUCCCGAAGUCUUGCCCAGAAGAUUGUUGCUACCUAUCGUCUUUGCUCUGAACAGUUAUCAUCGCAGCAUCAUUACGACUAUGGGAUGCGUGCUGUAAAAUCGGUCCUGACAGCAGCAGGAAACUUAAAACUGAAGUACCCAGAUGAAAAUGAAAGUGUCUUGCUGCUCAGGGCUCUACUGGACGUUAACUUAGCUAAAUUCUUGGCACAAGAUGUCCCUCUGUUUCAGGGAAUCAUAUCUGAUUUAUUUCCUGGAGUGAUUCUACCUCGACCAGAUUAUGAUCUCUUCAUCCAGGCACUGAAUAACAAUAUCGCAAAAAUUAAUCUUCAACCAGUUCCAUGGUUUAUUGGGAAAAUUAUUCAGAUUUAUGAAAUGAUGAUGGUUCGUCAUGGCUAUAUGAUUGUCGGGGAGCCGAUGGGAGGAAAAACCUACGCCUACAAAGUGCUUGCUAUGGCCCUUGGGGAUCUGAGCCAAGACCCUUCAACAGAAGAAUCUGCAGUUGAAUAUAGAAUUAUUAAUCCAAAAGCUAUUACCAUGGGACAGUUGUAUGGGUGUUUUGACCCUGUGAGCCACGAAUGGACAGAUGGCGUUCUUGCAACCACCUUCAGAGAACAAGCCAGCUCUACAACAGAGGACAGGAAGUGGAUUGUCUUUGAUGGUCCUGUUGAUGCUGUUUGGAUAGAGAACAUGAACACUGUGUUAGAUGAUAACAAGAAACUGUGCCUAAUGAGUGGUGAAAUAAUUCAGAUGAGUGCAAAGAUGAGCUUAAUGUUCGAGCCAGAAGAUCUGGAACAAGCAUCUCCAGCUACUGUCAGCAGGUGUGGUAUGAUCUACAUGGAACCUCACCAGUUAGGCUGGAAGCCUCUGAAGGAUUCUUAUAUGAACACAUUGCCUCCAAACUUGAACAGCGAACACAGAGAACUGGUUGACGACUUGUUCAUGUGGCUAGUUCAGCCUUGUUUGGAAUUUAUUCGCCAUCAUUGCAGGGUCAUGGUUCAGACAUCACCCAUCCAUCUCACUCAUUCCAUGAUGACACUGUAUACUGCUUUGCUCGAUGAAAUAAGGAAUUCCGGCGAAGACGAUUCCGAGACCAUGUCCAGCCAGCAGAUCACCCUGUGGCUGCAGGGACUUUUCCUGUUCGCCUUGGUGUGGACCAUCGGGGGCACCAUCAACGCUGAGGGAAGGAAAAAAUUCGACCAUUAUUACCGGGAAGUUUUGAUGGGGAUGGACGACAACCACCCACGUCCCAAAAGCGUAAAGCUGACGAAGAACAACAUUUUUCCAGAUAGAGGGACCGUGUAUGACUUUUACUUCCACAAGAUAGCCAGUGGACAGUGGAAUAAUUGGACAGAGUACAUUACAAAAGAAGAGCAAACCAUCCCUGCUGGAGUAAAGGUCUCCGAGCUUAUAAUUCCAACCAUGGAAACGGCCAGGCAGAGUUUUUUCCUGAAAACCUAUGUGGAGCAUGAAAUCCCAUUGCUCUUCGUGGGAACCACUGGUACAGGGAAAUCAGCGAUCACCAACAGCUUUCUGAUUAAUCUCCCAAAGACAAAGUACACUCCCAACUUCAUCAAUUUCUCUGCCAGAACUACAGCCAACCAGACCCAGGACAUUAUUAUGUCAAAAUUGGACAGGAGAAGAAAGGGACUUUUUGGUCCUCCAGCUGGGAAAAAGGCUAUUGUAUUUGUAGAUGACUUAAAUAUGCCUGCCAAGGAAGUGUAUGGAGCCCAGCCUCCCAUAGAACUCCUUAGGCAAUGGAUUGAUCACGGCCACUGGUACGACAAGAAGGAUACCUCAAGGCUUGAUAUUGUUGAUGUUCUGUUCCUUUCAGCAAUGGGGCCUCCUGGAGGUGGAAGGAAUGAUAUUACAGGACGUUUCACAAGGCACUUGAACAUUAUUUCCAUCAGUGCCUUUGAUGAUGAAAUUUUAACAAAGAUCUUUGCUUCCAUCGUUGACUGGCACUUCAGCAAAGGGUUUGAGGCCACUUUUCUGAGGCUUGGCAAAAUGAUGGUUCAUGCUACCAUGAACAUUUAUAAGAUGGCUGUGGAAAACUUCCUUCCGACUCCUUCAAAAUCUCACUAUGUCUUCAACCUGCGCGAUUUCUCCCGGGUCAUCAGAGGAGUGUUGCUCUGCCCACAUACCCAUUUGCAGGAUGGGGAGAAACUGAUCAGGCUUUGGAUUCAUGAAGUUUAUCGGGUCUUCUAUGACCGCUUAAUAGAUGACGAAGACAGGAAGGUGUUUUUUAACAUGGUGAAAGAAACAACCUCUGAUUGCUUCAAGCAGAGUGUUGAUAAGGUAUUAAGCCACUUGUCUCCAACUGGAAAGAUCCAUGACGAUAACAUCCGGAGCCUCUUCUUUGGAGACUACUUUAAGCCACAAAGUGAUGCAAAGAUCUAUGAUGAAAUAACAGACUUAAACAAGCUGACGUCUGUUAUGGAAUACUACUUGGAGGAGUUCAACCAGAUCAGCAAGGCGCCCAUGUCUCUGGUUAUGUUUAAAUUUGCCAUUGAGCAUAUCUCAAGGAUAUGCAGAGUACUGAAGCAGGAUAACGGCCACUUGCUGCUGGUGGGCAUUGGUGGAAGUGGCCGGCAGAGCGCCACCAAGCUGGGCACCUUUAUGAAUUCGUAUGAACUCUUCAUGAUCGAAAUCACGAAGUUCUACACCACAAAUGACUGGAGAGAGGAUAUCAAGAAGGUCAUGUUGCAGUCAGGGGUGGCCAACAAAAACACUGUGUUCUUAUUCUGUGAUAACCAAAUAAAGGACGAGUCCUUUGUGGAGGACAUUAACAUGCUGUUGAACACGGGAGAUGUGCCUAACAUCUUUGCAGCAGAUGAGAAGGCUGACAUUGUUGAAAAAAUGCAGGGUGCGGCAAGGACCGAAGGCAAGAGAAUUGAAGCCACCCCUCUGGCCAUGUACAACUUUUUUACUGAACGCUUGAAGAAAAACUUGCACAUAGUUUUAGCAAUGAGUCCAAUUGGAGAUGCUUUCCGGAACCGCUUGCGAAUGUUCCCUUCGCUGAUCAACUGCUGCACUAUCGAUUGGUUCCAAAGAUGGCCCACGGAUGCUUUGGAAAUGGUUGCCAACAAAUUCUUAGAGGAUGUGAAGUUGGAAGAUGAAAUCAGAAAAUCGGUUGUGUCCAUGUGUAAGUAUUUCCAAGAAAAUGUGAGAGAACUCUCAGUCAGUUAUUACAGCACUCUUCGAAGACACAAUUACGUAACACCAACAUCCUAUCUGGAGUUGAUUCUGACCUUUAAGGCAUUAUUAAAUAGUAAAAGGCAUGAAGUGGAUAUGAUGAGAAAUCGCUAUCUUGUGGGCCUUCAGAAGCUUGAUUUUGCAGCUUCACAAGUUGCAGUGAUGCAAAAGGAGCUGACUGCUCUUCAACCGGAAUUGAUUCAGACCUCCACUGAAACGGAGAAAAUGAUGAUCCACAUAGAAAAAGAAACCGUUGAGGUGGAUGCCAAGAAGGAGCUUGUGGCUGCAGAUGAAAAGGAAGCCAAUGAAGCUGCAGCUAUUGCCCAGGGUAUUAAGGAAGAGUGCGAGGGGGACCUGGCGGAGGCAAUGCCAGCCCUGGAAGCUGCCCUUUCGGCUCUUGAUACCCUGAACCCUGCAGAUAUCUCCCUUGUCAAGUCCAUGCAGAAUCCACCAGGACCUGUCAAGCUAGUCAUGGAGAGCAUUUGUGUUAUGAAAGGAAUAAAGCCAGAAAGAAAGCCUGAUCCAAGUGGAAGCGGUAAAAUGAUAGAAGACUACUGGGGAAGUUCCAAGAAGGUUCUAGGGGAUCUGAAAUUCCUCGAAGGCUUGAAGACUUACGACAAAGAUAAUAUCCCAUCAGCUGUAAUGAAGAGAAUUAGAGAGAAGUUCAUCAACCAUCCAGACUUUCAGCCAGCUGUAAUAAAAAAUGUAUCAUCUGCCUGCGAAGGCUUGUGUAAAUGGGUGAGAGCCAUGGAAGUGUACGACCGUGUUGCAAAGGUGGUAGCCCCGAAACGUGAACGACUCAGGGAGGCUGAAGGUUUGCUCGCUGUACAGAUGCAGAAGCUCAAUACGAAGCGAGCAGAACUCAAGAAGGUGAUUGACCGCCUCCAGGACCUGAAUGAUGAAUUUGAAGAAAUGAACAACCGGAAGAAAGAACUCGAGAACAACAUUGAAAUAUGCUCUCAGAAGCUGGACAGGGCUGAAAAGCUGAUCAGUGGCUUGGGAGGCGAGAAGGAUAGGUGGACGGAAGCAGCACGCCUGCUAGGAAUUCGCUACACUGACCUCACUGGGGAUGUCUUGUUAUCUUCAGGGACGGUGGCUUAUCUGGGAGCCUUUACCGUUGAUUACCGUACAGAAUGUCAGAAGAAAUGGCUGGCUUUGUGCAAGGAGGAGAAAGUCCCAUGCUCUACGGAUUUCAGCCUGAGUAACACUUUAGGGGACCCAGUCAAGAUCCGUGCCUGGCAGAUUGCCGGCUUGCCAAUUGAUUCCUUUUCAAUUGACAACGGCAUCAUUGUUUCCAACUCAAGACGGUGGGCUUUAAUGAUUGAUCCUCAAGGGCAAGCCAACAAGUGGGUCAAAAAUAUGGAAAAGGGCAAUAAGCUUUCCGUGAUCAAGUUGUCUGACACCAACUAUGUAAGGACUUUGGAGAACGCCAUCCAGUUUGGAACCCCAGUCUUGCUUGAAAAUAUUGGCGAGGAAUUGGACGCGUUCUUGGAGCCGGUGCUGCUAAAGGCAACUUUCAAACAGCAAGGUGUGGAGUACAUGAGACUGGGAGAGAACAUUAUUGAGUACUCAAGGGAUUUCAAGUUUUACAUAACCACACGCUUAAGGAAUCCUCAUUAUCUUCCUGAAAUUGCUGUGAAAGUUUGUCUGCUCAAUUUUAUGAUCACCCCUCUAGGGCUUCAGGACCAGCUUCUUGGGAUUGUGGCUGCAAAGGAAAAGCCUGAGCUGGAAGAGAAGAAGAACAAGCUGAUUGUAGAAAGUGCAGCAAACAAGAAACAGCUGAAGGAGAUUGAAGACAAAAUCCUGGAAGUUCUUUCCAAGUCGGAAGGAAAUAUCUUAGAAGAUGAAACAGCCAUUAAAAUCCUCUCUUCUUCCAAAGAGUUGUCUGAAGAAAUAUCUGAAAAGCAGGAAAUUGCCACUAUUACUGAAAUGGAAAUAGAUGCCACCCGAAUGGGGUACAAGCCAGUGGCCGUUCAUUCAGCAACAGUCUUCUUUUGCAUUUCUGAUCUGGCUAACAUUGAACCAAUGUAUCAAUAUUCCCUGAUAUGGUUUAUUAACCUCUAUGUCCAGUCUCUUGCCAAUAGCAGGAAAAGCGAUGUUUUGGAAGAAAGGAUUGAAUUCAUAAUUGACCAUUUCACAAUCAGCAUCUACAACAACGUCUGCCGAUCCCUGUUUGAGAAGGACAAGCUUCUUUUCUCCCUACUUCUGACUAUAGGGAUCAUGAAAGGGAGAGAUGAGAUUGAUGAUGAGGUCUGGCGUUUCCUUCUGACGGGUGGGGUUGCGCUCGAGAACCCGUAUGCGAAUCCUGCCCCAGAGUGGUUGUCUGACAAAUCGUGGGCCGAAAUUGUGCGUGCCUCAGGGCUGAAAAACUUGCGUGGGCUUUUGGAUCAUGUGGAGUCCAAUGUCACGGAAUGGAAACUGAUUUAUGAUUCUGCCAAACCUCAUGAAGAAGAGUUUCCCGGUGAAUGGAAUCUGGUCACGGGUCUUGACCGCAUGGUUAUCCUCCGAUGCCUGAGACCAGAUAAAAUCAUCCCGGCCACCCAACUAUUCAUCUCAGACAACAUGGGGAAGAUAUAUAUCGAACCCCCAACAUUUGAUCUUGUUGGAAGUUACCAUGAUUCCAACUGCUGCGCACCUCUGAUUUUUGUCCUGUCGCCAGGUGCUGAUCCCAUGGCAGGCUUGUUGAAGUUUGCUGAUGAUCUUGGCAUGGAAAGCAUCCAGACUAUUUCACUUGGCCAGGGCCAAGGCCCAAUAGCAGCAAAGAUGAUUAAUCAGGCUAUCGUGGACGGGACUUGGGUUGUGCUGCAGAACUGCCAUCUCGCAACCAGCUGGAUGCCUGCUUUGGAAAAAAUCUGUGAAGAGGUUAUAGUACCUGAGAAUACUCAUACCAAGUUCAGAUUGUGGCUGACCAGUUAUCCAUCCGAAAAGUUUCCUGUCAGCAUUCUCCAGAAUGGAAUAAAAAUGACCAACGAGCCACCUAAAGGGGUGAGAGCAAAUCUCCUUCGAUCCUACCUCAACGACCCAGUUUCUGACCCCAUGUUCUUUAACAGUUGCGAAAAGAAAGAAAUUUGGCAAAAGCUGCUGUUUGGCCUCUGCUUCUUCCAUGCUCUUGUGCAAGAAAGAAGAAACUUUGGUCCAUUAGGUUGGAACAUUCCUUAUGAAUUCAAUGAAUCUGAUCUGAGAAUCAGUAUGCGGCAGAUUCAGAUGUUUCUGAAUGAAUAUGAAGAAACCCCAUUUGAAGCUCUCACAUAUCUUACAGGCGAAUGUAACUAUGGUGGGAGGGUAACGGAUGACAAGGACAGGCGUCUCCUGCUCUCUCUUCUUUCAAUUGUGUAUUGCAAAGACGUAGAAGUCCUGGAAAACUACCAGCUUUCCCCAGGGGGGGAAUAUUUUGUACCAUCCUUUGGGACAUACCAGUCCUACAUAGACUACUUGAGAAGUCUGCCAAUUAUAACCCACCCCGGAGUAUUUGGGCUACACGAGAAUGCAGAUAUCACAAAGGAUAACCAAGAGACCAACCUGCUUUUCAAUAGUGUCUUGCUGACUUUGCCCCGACAAGCAGGUGGCGGUGGGAAAUCUCCACAGGAAACGGUAGAGGAACUGGCACAGGACGUCCUGUCCAAGUUACCACAAGACUUUGACCUAGAAUAUGUGAUGGAAAUGUACCCAGUACUUUACAGGGAGUCCAUGAACACGGUUCUUAGGCAAGAACUUAUCAGGUUCAACAGGCUUACAGAGGUUGUACGCAGCAGCCUUGUCAACCUACUUAAAGCCAUCAAAGGCCAGGUGCUGAUGUCUUCAGAACUCGAGGAUGUCUUCAACAGCAUGCUUGUAGGCAAAGUGCCUCCUAUGUGGGCAGCCAAAUCCUACCCAUCCUUGAAACCUAUGGGGAGUUAUGUGUCUGACCUUCUCAUGAGGCUGGUCUUCUUUCAGGAGUGGAUCAAUCACGGACCUCCAAUUGUGUUUUGGAUUUCCGGUUUCUACUUUACUCAGUCCUUCUUGACAGGAGUUUCACAGAACUAUGCCAGGAAAUACACCAUCCCAAUAGAUCACAUUGGAUUUGAAUUUGAGGUGAUGACACAGGAGCACAGUAUGACUCAGUUGCCUGAAGAUGGAGCCUACGUGAAAGGGCUUUAUCUGGAAGGGGCCCGCUGGGACAGGGAGACCAUGCGGAUUGGAGAGUCUUUUCCCAAAAUCCUCUACGACUCCCUGCCCAUCAUUUGGCUGAAACCUGGCGAGAGCUCCAAAUUUUUGCACGAAGGGAUUUACCUGUGCCCCGUCUACAAAACCAGUGCCAGGAGAGGCACCUUGUCUACCACUGGCCACUCCACCAAUUACGUGCUGUCCAUUGAGCUCCCUUCCGAUUUGCCCCAGAAGCACUGGAUCAAUAGGGGCGUCGCUGCGCUUUGCCAGCUUGACGACUAAAUGGUUGGUGUCAUAUGCCUGUGCUUUCUGAUAAAAAAGCACGGCUGCAACUAUUGCCCCUUUGAAAAGAAAGAAGUCUCGGGCUACAACCAUUGCCCCAUUGAAAAUAAAGAAAACUUAAGGUUUGA
Molecule: messenger RNA, 12935 nt
Organism: Podarcis raffonei (Aeolian wall lizard)
Lineage: Eukaryota; Metazoa; Chordata; Lepidosauria; Squamata; Lacertidae
Gene: DNAH3
Product: dynein axonemal heavy chain 3
Exons: 61
Coding region: 601-12807 (4068 amino acids)
Biological process (GO): microtubule-based movement
Cellular component (GO): dynein complex
Molecular function (GO): dynein intermediate chain binding; ATP binding; dynein light intermediate chain binding
Source: RefSeq, a predicted model, not a curated record